AUGACUCAAGAAACAUCAUCAUCACCACCACCACCAUCAACCACUACCACUACCACUACCACCACUAUUCGAAAUAACCAGUCAUAUCACCAUCAAUCAACUUAUCAACCAUACCAACCAUACCAUCAUCAUCAUCACUCAAUCUCAAACUCUUCAAAUCCAUCAACUUUACCUUUUCAUCAUCUCAAUACUUCACCAUUACCAAGUACUACUCCUCAUUAUUCAAUACCACCACCAUUACCUAUUCAACCAUCUCAAUCUCAAUCUAAUCUGAUUCAUUCAACUUAUUCUCCUCCUCCUCCUCCUUCUUUAUCAUUCUCUCCUUAUUCUUCUUCAAACUUUCAAUCUCCUACUUUAGAUCAUCAUUCAUCUUAUUACAAUCCACUUCAUCAAGCUCAUUCAAAUCCUUCUUCACCUUAUCAAUCAACUUAUCAUCAUCAACCACCUCAACCACCUCAACCGAUUCCAAUCUCUUAUCUUAACUUUUCUCAUCAUCAAUCAAACUCUCCUCCUCCUUCUUUUGAUUCAUUCUCUCCUACUCCUUCUCAUUUUCCAAUCAAUGAGAGAUCUUAUCAAAUCCCUCCUUCUUCUCCUUCAGCUUUCAACACUCCUUUCAACUCACCUAGAUCUCGUCCUCCAUUCGGUUCUAGAUCUCAUCAUCAUCACCAUCAUCUAAAUCAUCAUCUAAAUCAUUCAUCUCCUUUUCUCCCUUUUCUACACCAAACAUCUUAUUCUCCUACUUCGACUCAUUCGACUCAUGAACCUAAAUCACCUACAAGUCCUCCGAUCAACUCUUUAGUCAGAGGUUCACUUGCUCAAGCUAAACUUCGGAAUCAUCGUCUCAAACUCAAUCCAAUUGGAUCUCAACCUUUCAAUACCCAAGCUAUCCAUCAUUCUCAUAAACCAAGACAUUCGAAAUCAUCUCAAAAACCAGCUCUCCCUCGUCCUCCUUCUCAUAGUGAACAUGCACUUUGGGUAGGAAACGUACCGAAUGAUGCGUCACAUGAAGAACUUUGGAAGUUUUUCUCAGGUCCUCAUUCUACUCCAUCAACAUCAGGUGUCGAAUCGAUUCAUUUGAUCUCACGUAGUAAUUGUGCAUUUGUGAAUUAUCUUUCACAAGUUCAUCUUCAACAUGCCAUCACGGUUUGUAAUGGAAAAACUCUAAGACCCUUUGAUCCAAGAUCUAAACCAUUAGUAUGUAGAGUAAGGAAUCCAGAAGAUAAUGUAAAGAGUGGAGUAGGUGCUCAAAGGAUUGGAGGAAUGCAUCGAAGUUGGAUAAGGAAAACGAUCAAGUCAAAUGAAAUCAUCGAUCGAGAUGUUAAAUUACAACAGAGCCGAUCGAUUGGUAAUGAAGAUCAAUGUAAACGAACUUCUUCGACUUCUACUUUUAAUUCUAAUCAGACCAAUUCCUCUGGUACAGCUUCGACUAGUUCGUCUUUCCUUUCUAGACAUUUCCCUCGUCGAUACUUUAUUUUAAAGUCAUAUACCGAAGAAGAUUUAAAUUUAUCAGUCGAAAGAUCAGUUUGGGCAUCACAAUCACAUAAUGAACCGAUCUUAGAUCAAGCCUAUCGAACUUCAUCAGAAGGAGUUUAUUUAAUCUUUAGUGCCAAUCGAAGUGGUGAAUUUUAUGGUUAUGCAAAGAUGACCGGACCGAUUUGGAGAUCGAUCCAUCCACCUAUUUCGGUACCUAACUCACCAAUCUCAAGACCUUCUUUGAUUACUAAUAGAAGAGCAUCAGCCAAUGAUUUAGUUUUACCAUUACCACCACUUUUGGUUGAGAAAGAUGAAGGAUUGGAAGAAGAAAAAACAGGAUUGGAAGGAAGAUUACUGCCUGCUUUUCAAGAAAGAAGAACGACGGCUUCGCCCGUUCCGAUCUCGCCUUGUGUACCUUUUAUCGGACUGGCUCCUCCGAUCUCAUUAACGGGUGGUCCUAGUAGAUCAUUACCUGAAUUGAUCAGAUUAGAAACAUCAGUUGAAAAGAAAGAGGCUAAGGAAUCUGGGGGGGUGGUAGUGGUUGUGAAGGAAACGGAAGGAUUGGAUGAUGAGGGGGAAGAGGAAGAGGUGAUGGGAUCGGAAGAUUCGGUGGGUGGGGAUGGUAGACCGUUUGAGAUUGAAUGGAUCAAGGUACAGAAAUUACCGUUUCAUUUGACUCGUGAUCUUAAGAACCCAUUCAAUGGUCAUCGUGAAGUUAAAGUUAGUAGAGAUGGAACUGAAAUCGAACCUAGUAUUGGUGCGAUUUUGGUUUCUAGAAUUGAUGAAGCUUCUACUUCUUAA
Messenger RNA from Melampsora larici-populina 98AG31, 2274 nucleotides. RefSeq lists its product as uncharacterized. Gene Ontology annotation, cellular component: nucleoplasm. The record is from RefSeq and is a predicted model, not a curated record. NCBI's taxonomy places the organism in Eukaryota, Fungi, Basidiomycota, Pucciniomycetes, Pucciniales, Melampsoraceae. The transcript has 3 exons. Gene Ontology annotation, biological process: mRNA splicing, via spliceosome; regulation of alternative mRNA splicing, via spliceosome. Gene Ontology annotation, molecular function: N6-methyladenosine-containing RNA reader activity; mRNA binding. Bases 1 to 2274 code for a protein of 757 amino acids.